AUGCAUGCCAUGUACGGAUCAGCUCGACGCAUUGCCACGUCGGCUCGUUCGUUUCCAUAUGGCCAGUCCAUCUCUACACCAUCCACAGCUUCUGCUAGUGAUCAAGACGCUGCGGUGCUCGGUCGCUUUUUUUACCGAAACCGCAAGGUCAAUGAGUGGGCUAAUCAUCCAGCUCACCGCACAACGUUACGUCAACUGAUCUUGUUCGGCCGUUCGGCAAGACGAAACAAGACACUUUUGAUGCAGAGUGCUAACUAUCUCCGCACUGAGCUUACCAUUCGUGUUGCGCAUCGCCUUCGCGAUAUGCAGACGAUCCCUUUUGUCGCCAUGUCUAACGAGCAGCUGGACUCAAUUUACCAAUUCUACUGGCGCACGUUUGAAACAUUGCGUCGCAUGAGCAAAAUCGAAACAGAUGAACAAAAUAAGCAUCUUAUCCACGUUGUGACACAACUCUUGUCUGAACGGAAAAGCAAGCUUGACUUGACGGCAAGUAUUUGCCGUGAAUGCAUACACUAUAUGGAACCGGAGACGGUAGAUUUAUUCUUGGCUCGUAUGCUUCGAUCCCAAAUUUCACGAGAAGUGCUGGCUAAGCAGCAUAUUGCACUAUCACACAUGCAAGUGGUACCAGAAUCCAGCAAGACACCGCAGGUGGUCGGUAUGAUUGAUACUCAGAUUCGUGUCGCGUAUUCAGUGGCUCAGAGCUUCAAGUUUGCCAAAGAAAGUCUCGCGCAAACAUACGGAUGGGACGUCGAUGAUGAGCGUAUGCCUAGUCUAGAAAUUUUGGGCGAUACGACGAUUGCCUACUUACCAGCUCAUUUGGAAUUCAUUGUUCAAGAGCUCCUCAAAGUAUCGAUGCAGGGCACCAUGAAUUUACACCAGAAGGCAAGUCACACACCACCGAUCAAGAUCCGUAUUGUGGAUAGUGGCUCAAAAGACGACGUGAUUAUCCGGAUCUCGGAUCGUGGUGGUGGCUUGAAAUGCGUUCAUUCUGGCAAUUUAUCCGACGUAUACAAUCAAGGAUCCAACGUUAUUCGUGCCCGCGGACCAUCGCUUCUGCCGGGUGCCAACACGGUCAAGCCUUGGAGCGCAAAGGAAGACACGCUGCUAUGGUCGUUCCACAAUCUUGGCAAGGAGCUCGAGCGUAUGAAUAUCCAACUUGAUGCGCGGGCCACACUAGAUCGCACACAUAUUUCCGCUGAUGGCGCAGAAACGCCUGAUCCUUCUUCCUCGUACCCGGGUGGUGAUGGCUUGAUGCGCUUGUCAGUAUUGAACAUGGACUCGAGGUCUGGCCUGCCCAUCGUCCGACUGUACUCGGAACUAUUUGGUGGCAAGCUAGAUUUCCGUACGCUGGACGGGUAUGGCACGGAUAUUUAUCUUCGUCUCCCUAAGGACGGCACGAAUAAGGAGCUACAUGAAUAG
Malassezia restricta is the source of this 1419-nucleotide messenger RNA. RefSeq names its product pyruvate dehydrogenase kinase. The transcript has a single exon. The record is from RefSeq and is a predicted model, not a curated record. Gene Ontology annotation, cellular component: mitochondrion. Bases 1 to 1419 code for a protein of 472 amino acids. NCBI's taxonomy places the organism in Eukaryota, Fungi, Basidiomycota, Malasseziomycetes, Malasseziales, Malasseziaceae. Gene Ontology annotation, biological process: protein phosphorylation; regulation of glucose metabolic process. Gene Ontology annotation, molecular function: pyruvate dehydrogenase (acetyl-transferring) kinase activity.